Postia placenta MAD-698-R-SB12 is the source of this 450-nucleotide messenger RNA. RefSeq lists its product as hypothetical. The transcript has 3 exons. The record is from RefSeq and is a predicted model, not a curated record. Bases 1 to 450 code for a protein of 149 amino acids. Lineage: Eukaryota; Fungi; Basidiomycota; Agaricomycetes; Polyporales; Adustoporiaceae.
AUGUCCGUUGAUCAGUACGUGCGCCACAAGAUAGCACUUGAGCAAACGGUCGGGGUAACUGGAAGGAAUAUACAGAAGCGGUUCAAGACAGACGGGACGACACACACUCCUCACUACUGCCUUGGUGUGCUUGACACUGCGCGCGGUGUCAAGUUCUGCACGUCGUUUCGGCGAAUGGCACAAGAUCGUCUUACCCGUGCCUUCCCCCUUGAGGCUGCGGAACGUAUAUUAAGGUGCGCCGCUGCGGAGACAGACGCAGGCGACAUAUGUGACGAGACGCUCCGCAGACCUUUCGGAUGGCUGGAGAUUGCACGGGGCCGGAAGACAAAAUUAGAGACGGAACAUUUACACUUUGGUCCCCCAACAAGCUGUGCUUGGGGCGAUGCGAGCUGUCGUGCGGGCAGAAGUCAGGAAGAAGUCUCCGAGUCAACAGGUACUGGUGAGAUGUAA